AUGUCGAAGAGCGCGUUUGAUAUCUUCGUUACAGUGGACGCCAUCGUCAUACUCGUAACUUGGAGGAAGACGUUCGGAGUGAACAGGCUCGCAGACGGGCUGGGCAUCAGGACGUCAAUCACAUCGCUGCUUCUGAGGGACGGUACUAUCUACUUCUGUGUUUUACUCGCACUGAAUAUCAUCGAUAUCGUGUCAUGGAUGACUCAGAAGAACUUUGUCGGCGCAGAGUUCUUCUGGUUCGCCUUCGCUACCAUCCUACUCUCUCGAUUUCUCUUCAACCUACGAGAAGCCGCCCUCGCACCGGAGCUUGAUUCGACUUCUUCCGCAUUCUCUGAUCCCCACUUUAUGGGUGGGAUGGGCAUGCUGGGCGUGUCCAUAGUGCAUACCGACAAUGCGGAACCAAUGUUGGAAGAACCGGAAUAUGACGUUGAGGCCAACAUUGAAGUAGUUGAGGAGGAUGAACCGGAGGUGACGACCCCACAGUCUGAAGAAUAG
Molecule: messenger RNA, 495 nt
Organism: Rhodofomes roseus
Lineage: Eukaryota; Fungi; Basidiomycota; Agaricomycetes; Polyporales; Fomitopsidaceae
Exons: 7
Coding region: 1-495 (164 amino acids)
Source: RefSeq, a predicted model, not a curated record